CAUCAUGUCAAAUAUAUUCGGGUCACUCGGCUAAGACAAACCCUCAGCACAACUCCCAAUCUGUUGUACACGAGAUAUGUGGACCAUAUUUUUAUCAACUCUUCAUACCAUAUUACCGCCAACAAAAUAUCACAAUGUUUUUUUUAUAUUAAUACAAACACUCGCUUACGAAUUUAUUCAAAGGACUAUUCUACAAUGACAAGUCCUACAGUCAGGUUAUGUAAUAUUUGACAGCGCUAAAUGAAAGCAAAGUUUAGAUUGUGUGCUGCGAUGGGCCGUCUAGUGCUUAACACGCAACAACUACAAAAAUUUCCCUUGAUAUAUAAUUAACACAUCCAUAAUGUUAAUGAUAUAAUCAUAUAAAAAUGAUUCUGUUCUUCAUAACGCUAGACAAUUUUAUUCAGGUGAGUGAAAACCGUUUGGUUCCAAUAUGUGGACACCUCAACGUCAUACUACAACAUACCAGCAAUUACAGGGACCAACACUCACAGAGAAGCGAUGGUUGGCGAAGAGGGCGAUUGAUUGGUCGGGGAUGUACCUACCCACCCACGUCAACAAGAGCAGCUCCUGUGGUCGGGCAGUUGAGGCAAUGUUUGACUCCUUCACCAAGAAUGAGACGUGGGCAGCCGAGAUGGUUGACUCGUGGGGUAAGACAUCUUCAGGCAUAUUCUACGGCAACUCGUACUAUCCGGGAGUGAUUGACCAGUGUUUAAAUGUCAAGUCACCCGACAACGCCAUCCACGGCAAAUACUGCGUCAUCAACAUCAGGAAGGCCAGCCACAAGAAGACGGUUCACCACAUCAACCUGCCUGUCACCCUUGAACACCUGGGCCUCACACCUUUCAUUAUCAACGAUAAAGUGACCAAUGGCACGUUCUUCCGCUAUGCUACCUGUAUACCUGAUGUUUGUUCAACGGAGGAGUUGUGGGCCAGCUUGGUGCAGGAGUACUGGGAAAAAGACUACAAUUUGCUCUAUACCUUCUGCCAACCAGAUGAAAUGUUUACCGCCUUCACUGCUGGGGAUAUCGCCUUCAUCGCUGUGGUCAGCAUUCUCUUCUCACUGAUGCUGGCGGCUGGCAUCGUCGACGUCUACAUACAGAACACCAACAACAAAACCUUGGCGAAAGGUGGGCUCAAGUACUUGUUGCCCUUCUCAGUUUACACCAACACCCAGAAACUGUUUGAGCUGAACACCAAGUCUUCUCCCGGCACCAUAUCGUGUUUACAUGGCAUUAAGGUGUUGUCCAUGACUUGGGUAAUCUUCGGUCACCAACAGUCUGCUUCCUUACAACUGAACGCUAACACCCAGGACAUGUGGAAGAGAGUAAACAAGUUCCUGUAUCAAGCGAUCGCGAACGCCUACUUCAGCGUGGACACCUUCUUCAUGGUGGGCGGCCUCCUCUUGUCCUGCAGCGCCUUCAGGCAACUCAAGAGGACUGGGAAGUUCAACGUCGCUCUGUUUUUUCUACACAGAUUAGUCAGAUUAGUCCCAGCCAUCGCCAUCGUCGCCGGUCUCUACGCCACCGUCGUCCACUUCUUCAUGUCUGGCUUCUUCGCUGACUUCUGGCACUACUGGGAGGCGACCUGUAGUCAAAUCUGGUGGAGGGACAUCUUAUUCAUAAACAACUUUGUGAACGAGCCUGCAGGACUAGGACUUGGAGGAGACUGUUUGGGUCAGUGUUGGUACCUGGCCGUCGACACACAGUUAUACCUGGUGGCUCCCUUAAUCUUCCUACCAUUAUAUUACUACGCUCCUGUUGGUAAGGUCUGGAUGUAUGUGCUGUGUGUGUUGUCCAUCUACAUCCCUGCCCAGAUUAUCUACACCUAUGACCUGCCUCCCUCUUCCUUCUUGGUAGCUCGUAACGCAGAUGUGUACUACAACAAGGUCUACUUAACGCCGUGGUGUCGUGCAGGGCCGUGGCUCGUCGGAAUCUGGCUGGGCUACAUCAUGUAUACUCAAGAUCACAAGCGAGUCGUCCUGAAGAAGUGGCAGGUAGUGGGUGGGUGGACGGCAGCUGUGUGUACCGGAGUGUUGCUUGUGUUUGGGGUGUGGAGCUACAACACCGUGCCACCCAAAGCUGACUAUGACAUCGUGACCCAGGUGGUGUACGGUGGGCUGCAGCGGUUUAUGUGGGGUGUAGUGAUGGCCUGGAUUAUCUACGCCUGUCAUUACGGAGCUGGUGGCCUCGUGAAUGACUUCUCGCCACCCCAUCUGGCAGCCACUUAGCCGUCUGACCUACACCAUGUACCUAGUGACUCUAACAAUGCAAUUCGCAAUCGUGUAUCAGGCGAGGGUACCCUACUACUACUCUUACAUCAGCC
Molecule: messenger RNA, 2322 nt
Organism: Homarus americanus (American lobster)
Lineage: Eukaryota; Metazoa; Arthropoda; Malacostraca; Decapoda; Nephropidae
Product: nose resistant to fluoxetine protein 6-like
Exons: 15
Coding region: 431-2227 (598 amino acids)
Molecular function (GO): acyltransferase activity, transferring groups other than amino-acyl groups
Source: RefSeq, a predicted model, not a curated record